Molecule: messenger RNA, 734 nt
Organism: Suillus bovinus
Lineage: Eukaryota; Fungi; Basidiomycota; Agaricomycetes; Boletales; Suillaceae
Exons: 6
Coding region: 207-668 (153 amino acids)
Source: RefSeq, a predicted model, not a curated record
GCGCUGGCGUUGAUUCGGCGAAAGCAGCGUGAAAUGAGAGGCAGCGAGACGCCGAGCACUGUGCACGGGGGCCUAGAUGAAGGGUAUGGGGACGUAUUUAACCGGCGGGAAGUCGAAGAAGCGCAUUCAUAUCGACGAAGGCGGUGCGAAAGACCCAAUUUUUCACUUGUGCAACGAUUUGAAGCCACCAUAGAAACGCCAGGAACAUGCGAAACGGUGGGCCGUCUUUCAUGGGUAUCCUUCUCGAGCAACGUAGGCAUCAGCUACGAAAACUGAGAUGCUUUUUGAGGAGGUCAAUUUUUGGUGCCGCCCAUCAUUACUGCUAUCCUGGCUGCGGCAUGUCAUCAUUACGCUGGAGACCUGUCGACCCGCUCGGUUUUUCCCAUCGUGCCACGAGGUAUAUAAUAAAGGGUUACGGAUCCCCAUUGGCGCAACAGUCUACGGCUGUCAGUCUGUCACUGCUAUUUCUCGUGAUGCAACUGCUUUUCGUAACCCCGAAAACUUUGAUCCCCAGAAAUCAAAGAAAUGAGUUGAACCAUCCGGGCGCAUUCGUUCGGAUCUCAGGUCUUUCCCAUUUGGCUUUGGCAGGCACCGGCAGGCAGUCGUCUGAUCCAUUCAUUGGUACUGAACUAACAGAUAAAUCAGUGUUUGUCCAUGACAUUAUCUAGCAAGUGAUUGUCUUUGAUCACACUCGCGCAUUUGUUCUGCCAGGCUUUUCGAAUCUUAGAAGCCAA